Molecule: messenger RNA, 629 nt
Organism: Nilaparvata lugens (brown planthopper)
Lineage: Eukaryota; Metazoa; Arthropoda; Insecta; Hemiptera; Delphacidae
Exons: 2
Coding region: 316-618 (100 amino acids)
Source: RefSeq, a predicted model, not a curated record
UGAAAUAUCUUAAAAUGAGCCUCGAAACAAAGCUGCAAUUAUUUUUCAUUUUUUAUCAUUACACAAAUUUUGCAAUAUCUUCCGCGGAUUUGAUUAGUUUCUGAGGCUAGUGAUUGGAAAAUUAUUUUUAAUUGAGUGGAACAAAUUUUUCCAAUUGUCUCUUGUUUUGAAAAAGGCUAACUUUUCAUGGUAUUUAAGGGAUUAGAUAACAGAUCUUAUAAAUAGUAGAAAAUCGUGUUGUUCUGUAUACCAGACAAGUUCAGUUAUUCAACUAAUCUUUCACAGAAUUUAGACGUAUCGUCCGUGAUCUCAAGAAUGUCACCCAAAUCUUUGAUUUUGAUGUUUUUCAUCUUGUACUCAGCAACAGCUCUCAUGGCGUUACCAACUACAGGAGAAACUGGGUUUAUGGAGAAAGCAAAGGGGAUGACAGAUAAAGUCGGAAGUGACAAAUUAAUAGAAUUUGUCAAGGAUGGAUCAAAUAAUUUGCAGGGGCAAGUUCAGAAAUUGGAAAAUAAGAAAAAGAAAUAUGCUUACAUAAUCCAUAGUUCUGAGUUCUGUUGUACAUUCAAUGCUCAAUAUAUAAAUUGUCAUGCUCCUUAUAAAAAAAUAAAUGAAUAGUUCAAUUGAAA